Molecule: messenger RNA, 2916 nt
Organism: Peromyscus leucopus (white-footed mouse)
Lineage: Eukaryota; Metazoa; Chordata; Mammalia; Rodentia; Cricetidae
Gene: C2H1orf167
Product: chromosome 2 C1orf167 homolog
Exons: 13
Coding region: 130-2916 (928 amino acids)
Source: RefSeq, a predicted model, not a curated record
CACUUAACGUGGUCGUUAGCGGUCCUCUGCGGAGAGCCCCUCCCGGGGCAAACCCGAUUGGUUAAAAGAAAGGUCCCAAGGAAGACUGAGGGCAGGUCCAGAAGGGCAGGAAACUGGUAACCCGCUCCUAUGCCCAUGGAGCCAAGACCUGCCACCAGAUACAAGGAGAAUGUACCCCCAAAGACUGUGACUGUCCUGGGGCCAGAACUGAAGAGCCCUUGGAAGAACCUGGACAUCAGCCUGGGGAGUGGAGGAGGCCGGAGGAGGCCCAUAUGCCAGGCCACCACAUACUCCCAAGGCUCAGUGCUAUGCCAGAAACCCUACCAAGUCCAAAGUAAUCUGGCCAGCCCUCGUCCCUGCCUGGCCCUUGCCCUGAAGGACACAACUGGCCAACCAGGUGACACAGGGCUCUGGCAGCAGAGUAACCUGCAGCUUCCAGCAGGAAGGUCCCAGGGGAGGACCCGAGAGUCCUUUGCACAGCAGAGUAACCUGUGCUUCCAAAGGACCGCUAGCCCCCAUCUGCAGAAGAGCUGCCUGUCACCAACUGACCCAUCCUCCCACCAGAGGCAGACACACCAGGUCACAGACACCCCCUGCUUGGACUUGAGACUCCCUGGGGGCUUGAAACCUCUUGAUGGGUGCACAUGGCCUGACCACAGUCCCUGCUAUGGUCCAGGGAGCUGGGCACCCAGGCUUGUGGGGCAGCCCCUCACCUUGGAGGACCUAUCUGUCUCUGCCCACAGCCAGUCUUGGGCCCAUUUCCAUUCUGCAUGCAGCACUGACCACAGGCUGCUGGACUCCAUCCAUCACCUAGAGCCUGAGGCAACCUGUUCAAGGAGCCAGACAUCCCAGGAGUACCCAGGCCCCACACAGAGGGGGCCCCACACUGGUGGUAGCCAGUCAACCCCUGCCCAACCUUGGCCCAGCCACCCCAGGGAAAGUGUAAGCCUCCUGGAGACUCUUGGGGUCCAAGCUAGACUCUCAGAGUCCCCUCUGUACAAACCCCUGUCACACGAGGCCAUUCCCACUCUGGGGACGUUGGCUGGGGAUUUCUCUGACCCAGACCAGGAGGUCCUUUCUACCCAGCACCUUGGGGCAAGAGAGAGAGGCUCCCCAGGCCUUCCAUAUAACCAGAGGAACAGAGGGCACUUCAGGGUCACACGAGAGGCAGGUAGCAGAGAGGCCAGACCUGAAUCUCCAACCUUCUUCAGUGUCCUGCCUGGGCAGGAAGGAAGAGAGAAGGCCCCACCGGAAAAGGCAGGCAGGGAUGGGAAGAAGAUGGCCUCCUGCCCAUCAAAUGGAGCCCCAGCUCAGAAUACUCCGCAGAACAAGGCUCAAAGCACUGGGAGCUCAGAUCCCCAGGCAGCUUGCCAGAAGCUGCUGUCCAGAAGUUUCAGAGCCUGGAGGCACUUGUCACAGAGGCGCCAGGCAGCAGCUAAGGCCAUAGCUCUGAGCCACAGGCAGCUGGUUCGAAAGAGCCUCAGAGUCCUGCGCUGGGUCCUACAGCUCCAGGAGGCCCGAUUGGAGGCAGCAUGCGAUCAACAUGCGGAUACCCUGCUGGCUUGGAGCUUCCAAAAGCUCUUGCAGCAGAAACAGGAGCCACCCUUCACCCAGGCUGCAUCACCAUUCCUUGCUUCUAGGGGAAGCCCUUCCUUAGGAAGAAAAGUAGCCACUGACCUUGCCUGGAAAUGCAGGUGCUUUAGGGCCUGGCAACGGUUCGUGCAGAGAGGGGCCCAGUGCAGGAGACACGCGGCCCACCAACGGGUGCGGGUCCUGAGGACGUGCCUGGGACGGUGGGUGGAGUUGAGGCAGCUCCAGGCCUCAGAUGUGGCAAAAGUGACUCAGUUGGCCCUCUACCGGCGGAAGGCGGGGAAUAAGGCCCUCAACGUCUUAGUCCCAGGAACUGCCACCACUCAUUGCCUGGAGACAGUGGUCCAGGCCCAGGAACUACCCAGGGAGCCAGAUCGGUGCUCCCUGUGGGAAGCCUGCCAAAAGCUGGCUCUGCAGCGGGCCCUGCUGCUCUGGAGGACGCGACUCUACCAGCACCAGCAAGCCGCCUCCUUUUUUCAGGGCCUGCAGAAGAGGGCUCUGCAGUACAUCCUGAGGCUGUGGCGCUUGAGGGUCUGGGGUCCGGACCCUCCCUCGAGCAGCAUGGAGACCAUGUUAGCCCUGGAGCCCUGGGGCGACAGGCCAGGAGGGGAGACCUGGCUGGACUGCAGAAGAUCAGGAGGGUCACUGGAAAAGGUGCGGAUCCAGCAGACUCAGGGCGCAGUGAGGUUGUACUGGCGGACCCUCCAGAGGCGCUAUUUCCAGACCUGGUGUGAGCGCCUGAGGAACACAGGAGUGUCCCAGGACCAGCAUCAAGUCUUCCAGGACGACCUGAGAAAAGACAUGGAGGCCACACUUGCUGGCUCACAGGAGGCCUGCAGAGCAGCGCCCCCAGCACAGGCUCACCACUGUGUGGCCCAGGCUUCUGUCCUGGGCUGGAGAAGCUUUCUGCAGCAGAGUGGCGCUAACAGGCAGCUGAGGAAGGCCCAGACCCAGCAGGCUUUUGUGGUAUGGGUCCUAGAGGUCUGGAUUCGGUUAGCAGCCCAGGCUCAUGUCCAACGAGCUGAUAUCACCCAAUGCUGGCAGAGGCUUCAGUGUCUCCUUAGGACCCACUGGGUUCAGGGGCAGUCGACUCUGUUGAGACAGGGGCUGGAGCCACAGACCCAGGCACAGGGCAUGGACUUCGGGCACUGGCUAAGGCUGGCCAGCAGAGGACACCUCCUGCGCCUGAUGGACACCCCAAACUUUUUGAUACAGCUCUGGAUGGCCAGCGAUAUGCUGGAGGCAGGAGGACCCAUCGACCCAUCAGCAAACCUCUUGAGUGACAGCCUGGUGCCAGUCUGGUUACAAAGGCUCUUUGUCUAUUAA